GAGCAGCAGGGCAGAUUUCUGCCCGUCACAGCCGAGUUCUUCUGAGACGAGCCGCACACUUUUUAAAGGAAUGGAUCAGGCUAAAGGCAGCAGUGAGGAUGGUUAUGGACCUCGUCCCCCUCCGUACAACGCCCAGGAGUAUGGACUUGGACCUUAUACAGGGGCGAGCUAUCAGGUGGGGAAGGGGAACAUUGCAGUGGUCUCUCCUCCUACUUAUGACAACAUUGUGCACCCUGAGGCUGCAGCAGGAGGCGAGCAGUACUACAGUUCUCCCCCAGACUAUGCCAAUGGCACAGAGGACAGCGUCUUCAGUGACCGCACCAUACGAAGAGGUUUCAUAAGAAAAGUCUACUUGACCUUGAUGGUUCAGCUUCUGGUGACUGUUGGGAUCAUAUGUGCUUUUCUAUACUGGGAAACUCUCAAUGAAUGGACUUCUGACAACUACUGGUUCACCUAUGCGAUGAUGCCGUCGACAUUAGUGCUUAUCCUGGCCAUGGCGUGCUGCACCGAUCUCCGCCGUAAAGUCCCCUUCAAUUUCAUUGCCCUGGGCCUGUUUACUGUUGUAGAGGGCCUGAUGCUCGGAUCCGUUGCAGUGUUCUUUGAAGCUGAAGCCGUCCUGUGGGCUGUGGGGGGCACAGCUCUGGUGGCCUUCUCCUUGAGCGUGUUUGCCAUACAGUCAAAGUGGGACUUCACCGGCCUAACUGGGUGCCUGUGGGUGUUUGUCUGGACCCUCCUUUCCUUUGCAAUUCUUUGUGCAAUCCUCCGAUCACAGUAUGUUUACAUCGUCUACGCCUCCCUGGGAACCUUGGUGUUUUCUUUGUACUUGGUGGCUGAUACCCAGCUCAUCCUGGGGGGGAACAAGAAGUAUACCAUCUCUCCAGAGGAGUAUGUGUUUGCUGCUCUAAACCUCUAUUUGGACAUCAUCAACCUGUUCCUCAUGCUGCUGCAGCUCAUCAGCAUGUGCCGCUAACACUCAACCUCCAUGACAUCCUUGCUACAGACAUAUGCAAUCAUGUCAACCAUCUGGGAUGUGUUGUUUGAUGGUGACACAUCAGGAUUUAUGUUGGUUUAACAGUUUUUUACACUGUAUAAGAAUGUAUUUCUACUGAAAAUAUUUCAUUAGUUUGGGUCGGUACCCAAAAGUGAGCUGUGAAUGUGUGCAUGGCCAACAAAUUGUUAUGCUCACACCUGAUACACAUCCAAAUAUUUAUUUGAUUCCAUUUUGCCAUGAUGAUGUGUAAAUUUUGUUGUAUUCUCAAGAUUUUGAUGGACUUAUCUCAUUAUUUUGAUAUAACCAAGCUGGUUUUCCCGUGAUAAUGUGUUAAUUUAUUAUGCUACAAUGUUAAAUGUCAUUUAGCAGAUGCUUUUGUCCAAAGCGACAUACUUCUGGGACUGGUGUUCCUUGUGUUAAGGACCCAAGGGCCCACACUGGAUACUCAUUGUGCCUUGACCAGGAUUCAAACCCCCAGUCUCCUAUAACAAAGCUAUCCAGGCCCUGAUUUCUCAAAAUAUCAAAAAAACAACAAAAUUUUACAUGUCAUCACCAUAGAGUAAAAUUAAAUGUAUAUUAAUGUCCUUCCAAGGCUUCUUAAUGAUAUGCUUCAAACACGUUUGUUAUGUCCUGUCCUGUCUAGGGGGCUGUCCACACAGAGAUGGGUUUAGGAGUAUCUGCAAAAGUCUACACACAUUUUAUCCACACAGAUCGGGCAUUUUGGGAGCCUGAAAACACCAGGGUUGCAAAGCGGGUCCCAGAGUGAAUUAAUAUGUAUACGCCACCCCUUGCAUCUCCGUGUAUAUAACUAAGCACAUCUUUUCUGGAAUGAUAACAUAGCCCCCUUAACCUGCAUGCACCAACCCCGCCAACACCAACAAUGGCAGAUUGCAUGAUUGUGUUCACACUGCAGAAGCCACUGAGCUCUUACAGCAACAUCUGCUGUUCCUUUACUUACACUGUGGGUAACAAAUGGUCAAGCAGGAACAGUGCACGUUCCUGCACUUCCUACGCCAAUAACAAAAGCCCGAGGCAGAGAGAAAAGCAGCAAUAAGCCCAGAGCAGGGCAGGCAUCAAUGACAACAGAAUUACAUUGAUUAAUUCAGAUAUAGUAUAGAGGAGGAGCUGGGGUGGAGGAGGGUUGCAAAAAGCAGUUUGCAGAGGGAGCAAUAAAACAGAGCAGUUCAAAUAUGGCAGCAUGAGUGUAAUUAGCCAAUAGUGUGCUUAAAGUGAAUCUGCUGGCCAUCAGCUGAUAAAGGCUUGAUGAGAUAAACUGAUCUCAAAUAUAUGGCAGCGCUCAACUCCAUGGUCUGCCUGAACCAAUGCUGUACGCCUGAUUUUUGGAGCAUUUCUCUGGUAGUGUUACACAGCCAUGCCUGGCAUAUAUAUACUGCAGAAUUUUCAGUAGUUUUCAAUGGUUUUGCACUUACGCAGACAUGUUUAUGGAAAACUUUUUUAAAAAUAAAAUGAAAUCGGUCAUUUCAAUCUCCAUGUGGACAAGGCUUAACCUGACACGCCAGAUGGAUUUGUUUCACACUUCUA
Molecule: messenger RNA, 2533 nt
Organism: Cheilinus undulatus (humphead wrasse)
Lineage: Eukaryota; Metazoa; Chordata; Actinopteri; Labriformes; Labridae
Exons: 11
Coding region: 71-970 (299 amino acids)
Cellular component (GO): membrane
Source: RefSeq, a predicted model, not a curated record